AAAUAAUUGGUCUAAUUAGGUGGUAGGAAGGAGCUUCUUUAAAUUCUUCAGAAAUUAAGACGUGUCAUCCGCUUAACAUCUUAGCAUCUGUUACUGCCUCUUGCACAUUUCUCCACUACAUCAGUCUGAAGGACACUUUCCUGGACCUUUCAGAGAGAAAAAAAACCAACAAGCCCUUGAAACAGAGAAGAAAUUGACCCUUUCUUCAGUGGGAUGAAGCAUGUAAGGCAUUCCACCCCCUCCUUAUUUCUCAGUUUGGUGCACAUUUGCCUGGCAAUUCAGGCAAAUUAUGCCCCCUAUUUCUUUGAUAAUGGAGCCAGAAGCACAAACGGGAACAUGGCACUCCUCAGCCUUUCGGAGGACACACCUGUUGGUACCCAUGUGUACACUCUGAAUGGAACUGAUCCAGAAGGAGAUCCCGUGUCGUACGGCCUGGCCUAUGAAGCUGGAUCAAGACGCUACUUUUCUGUUGACAAGAACCUUGGAAAUGUUACGCUGAUCGAGGAGCUUGACAGAGAGAAGGAAGAUGAGAUUGAAGUUAUCGUCAGUAUUUCAGACGGCCUGAGUACAGUUUCUGAAAAAGUCAGGAUCCUUGUAACGGAUGCUAAUGAUGAGAGCCCGGAGUUUAUCAAUACACCUUACAUAGUCCAAGUCCCAGAGAACACUCCCUCUGGCAGCAGUAUCUUUAAGAUUGAGGCAGUGGACAAAGAUACAGGUUCUGGAGGAAGUAUCACCUACUUCUUGCAGAACAUCCAUGCUAAUAAGUUUACAAUAGACCGGCACAGUGGUGUCCUGCGCAUCAAAACAGGGGUCACCCUGGACUAUGAGAAAUCAAGAACACAUUUUGUCAUCGUCGUAGCCAAAGAUGGUGGUGGGAAGCUCAGGGGAGACAACAAAGUGUUUUCAGCCACAACAACAGUUACUGUCAAUGUGGAGGAUGUUCAGGACACUCCUCCCAUGUUCAUCGGGACUCCCUACUAUGGAUAUGUCUAUGAGGAUACACUCGCAGGCUCUGAGGUCCUUACUGUUGUUGCUCUUGAUGGAGACAGAGGAAAGCCUAACAGUAUUCAUUACUGCAUCGUGAACGGAAGUGAAGGUUCAUUCGAAAUCGGCAACACAACUGGAGCCAUUUCUGUUAUUAAAAGCCCAAAUCAGCUCAAGAAAGAAGUGUAUGAACUAAAAGUUCAGGCAUCCGAAGUCAGUCAGGAAGGUGACAUCUCCGUGUACGCUUUUGCCAUGGUGACUAUACGGGUGGUCGACCUCAACAACCAUCCACCAACCUUCUAUGGAGAAAAUGGUCCCCAGAACAGGUUUGAACUGACCAUGUACGAGCAUCCCCCAGAGGGUGAAAUCUUGAGGGGAUUGAAGAUUACAGUCAACGAUUCAGAUCAGGGAGCCAAUGCUAAAUUCAACCUCCGUCUUGUUGGUCCUGGUGGCAUCUUCCGAGUGGUUCCCCAAACUGUCCUGAAUGAGGCUCAGGUUACAAUAAUAGUGGAAAAUUCUGCUGCUAUUGACUAUGAAAAAUUCAAGGUGUUAACCUUCAAGCUUCUUGCAAUAGAGGUGAACACACCGGAGAAAUUCAGCUCGACAGCUGACGUAGUUAUACGCUUGCUGGAUACCAAUGACAAUGUCCCGAAGUUCUCCUCGGACUACUACAUUGCCAGGAUCCCCGAGAACUCCCCAGGGGGCUCAAACGUAGUUGCGGUUACAGCUACAGAUCCAGAUUCAGGGCUUUGGGGAGAAGUCAAGUACUCUAUCUAUGGAACAGGAGCAGAUCUGUUUCUAAUCCACCCAUCAACGGGUAUAAUUUACACCCAGCCCUGGGCUGUAUUAGAUGCUGAAGUGAACUCGAAGUAUAAUUUCUACGUGAAGGCAGAGGACACCGAUGGGAAAUACAGCUUGGCUGAAGCAUUUAUCACUGUGCUAGAUGUCAAUGACCACUCUCCAGAGUUCAAUGAAAACAUCCAGGAAAAGACGAUGAUCAUCGGGUCACCGGUGAAGAUAGAGGCUAUAGAUCAAGAUGCAGAAGAACCCAACAACAUUGUGGAUUAUUCCAUCAUGCAAGCAGAUCCAGCCAAUGUGUUUGAUAUAGACCAAAGCACGGGGGAAAUCAAGCUGAAAUCCUAUAUCCGUUCCCUGGACAUCAUCCACAACAUCACAAAGAACAAAGACUGCAUAUGGUCAGUGGUGGUGCAGGCCAAAGACCGAGGCUCCCCGUCCUUCAGUACCACGGCAGUUCUGAAGAUUGAUAUCACAGAGGAGACUCUUCACAAAGGGCCUAUGGCCGCCUUUUUGAUGCAAACUAAAGAUAACCCCAUGAAAGCCUUAGGAGUGCUAGCUGGUGUCAUGGGCAUAAUGGUGCUGAUAACUAUCAUGAUCUCUACUGCCAUGUUCUGGCGCAAUAAGCGGUCCAACAAAAUCAUGCCGGUAAGAAGGAUCAUAAAAAAGAGACAGACCCCACAGUCCCGGACAGUCAGGAUGGAGUGGCUGAAGUUCAAGAGGCCCAGCAAUGCUGCGGAGAAGUUUGUUGUUGAGGAUGAUGCCAAGAGCCUCCACAACGAGAACAGCAACAACAACAUCCAGGUUGCCCCCAUGCCACCGACCGCCCCCUUGCCCCCGCCGCCCCCCGCCCUGGCUCCCAGGGGGGACGCCCCAGGGUGGCGGGUGCCAACCGUGUCCGGCUCCCUCACUCCCAAGUUUAUAAACAAGCAGCUGAAGAAGAGAGGUCAUGGCAGCGCCCACAAUGCCCUCGUGUCAGAGCUCAAAAUGAAGUUUGAGGAGAGGAACGCAGCUAUCGGUGAGCCCCACAUCUAGGUGCUCUUGGCAGCCCCCAGAGACUGCGGAUCAUGGCUGCGCAUGGAUAUAUUUAUGUGCCGUGGUCUUCCCCGUGUCUGUCAGCACCCUGUGAACUGACAGCAGCUUCUUGCUGUGAUAGCCACCCCUCACCUUCUGCAAGUACUACACGCUACGGAGUCACCCCACCCAUAGCAAACUCUGCGGCCUGUGUCCAGUUGCGACUGCAGUCCCUUCGGCUCGUGUCCCAGUGCUGCUCCCUCCCUGCAGCUGUCUGACCGGGCUGCUGAGUACCCUCACACCAGCCACCAUCUCCCAGGCGAACGGGGAUUCAGGUUGCCCUGGUUUUGGAGGUCCCUACCCAGAGUCCUGGUUUUCAACCAAGACGCUCUGCAGCCAAGGCACUGGACGAUGCCACUUCUGACCUGGUCUGGCAGGUGGAUUUGAGGUGUCCAAAAACACGUCACUUCAAAUCCCAGACCCGCUUUUGAAGAUGUUGGCCUGGCUGCGGCGCCAGCACCGAUGUGCAGGUCUCCUACAUCAGUGACACUGCGCGCUGCAGGAGGGUAGCUCGUAGCUGGUACUUGCUGUCCUCAGGGCGCGACAUGCUUUGCAACAGCUGGCGGAGCGAUGUGCUCAUGGCCCGAGUACCUUCGUUUCCAAAAGGUAAGCGGGCAGGCUUGGAGAAGUUCUUCAUUUUCCUGCAGCUUAUGCCGGGUUUUGCCAGAGUACGUUGACAUGAUGCUGCGCUUUGCUUCUGCCCUGGGCUUGCUUGCUCAUCAGGGGACGGGAGGGCCACCUCAGCCUUCCCUAGACCAGCUGGGGAAAGAUUUGAGCGCAGUUCAAUAGCAGCGCUCACUCCUUCUGACACCGCGUCCCCUCACGAGGGAGAGGCCAGCAGGAGAAGGACAUGAUUAAAGCAGCAGGGAAGACAAGGUAAAACUGAGAGAAAAAUGAUAAGUGAAAAAUACAGACAAGUGCUGGAAAGUCGCAUAUGCCCAUCAGGGAAGUGUCUGGAAAGAUCAUUUGGUUUUGUGCACUGCUAGCAGGAGGUGUCGGGGAAUGUAUUUCAUCACCUCUCCUGGCUUACUCCAGGGACUGGUGAGUGCAAAAGGAGGUUUCCAUAAAAUAUUCUUGUUUGUCCUAUCAGUAUUUUUGAGUGAAUUAUGCAACAGUUAAGGGGGCGGGGGGGGGGGGGGGGGGGCAGCAUCUGACACCUUUUUUUCCUGUUACGUGACAGUAAAAAGGCACCAAAGGCAGAGUACUUUUUUCACUGGAUCUACCCCACAGUUUCUCCCUCAUGUUUGUUUCUGAGGAGAUGUUUUUCAGCUGGGCCUGGCUGUUUCCCAUCCCUUGGGGAGAAGGCAGCGUGCGCCAGGCUGGCUGGAGAGCAGCACCCUGCACCCUCUGCCUGAGGCCUGGCCCCGCAGGGCAGCUGUGCUCCCAUGGAUCAGCACCGUGAACAUCAAGAUGGGGAGCAAACCCUACAGGACAGGACACUGUGUUAAUUCAUGAGACUCUUGUCCAGCUGUCAUUUCAGCUGGAUCAGCAGACCUGGCCCUCAGGGGCUCCUCUUCUCUCACCCCAUUAGCGGGUCUAAUUCCCUUUGUUUGCACCAGGACUUCAUCAGCGUAGGGGAUAGCUGGUUGAAUAAGAAGUUACCCACUUACAGGGAAAAAUCCUGUAAUUUUGAACUUCAGCUCAAGCCACCUAGAAGCCAGAGGGUGACCAUGGCUCAUAUCACCCGUGGGCUGAGCCAGGGGCUGUAGCCGAAAGGUGCGGCAGGGUCCCAGCUGGGGACCGUGGCAGCAGCACUGCUCCCAGAGCCUCUCCGCUUCUCUCCUUUCCUCCACUGUUUUCUUGCUUAUUCCUCCUCCUGGGGCCGCGUGGCGUGAGGCCCAGGCUCUUGCGUUGUGUGCGGUCACCUCAUCCUUGUCGUUCGGCUGUGAGCCGGUGGGAGGGAGGGGACGUGCAGCCCCCGGCCUCAAUCCUGCUGCCCUGCACAAGCACGCAUCUUCUGCUGGUUGCGUCUCCACCAAGUUCUGCAGCGUUUCCCGAGGUACCAAGAGUUUGUGAUUUAUUUCCUGUACUACUGUUUUCCCGCUGUUGUGUUGAAGCCAGUAUUCAAUGUUUAUUCUCCAAUGAGGAAAGCCUUUAAAGACCAUUCAAUUAAGUGAGAUUUAACAGGAGUUAUAGGCUUAUAGUCUUAGAGAUGAUAUUUAAGAGGGAAUAAAGAUGUUUUAUUACUAUGCUGUGAGACUUUUUUCCAGUUACUCUGUAUUUCAACUUCAGGGGUGUUUUUUUAAUAAAUAAAAAAAAAUCUGUAAAAGGUGCUUCUGUGCAUGAUGUUGUUCUGCUGGCAACGAUGCCUUGUCAUUGCUUGUUAUGUGACCGCACGGGCACAGGCAGCCGGACGGCUUCCUAAGAUGACCAAAUGGCUCCUUUUUCAGACCGCGAGUCAGGAGAGGGACCGUGUUGGUUUGGGGCAACACCAGCCUGGAAGGAGAGGAGGCAAGAAGCAGGAUGCCGUGGAGCACGGCGGACGGGCAGGGUCACAGACGAGCCCCUGGCCGAGUGCCCGUUGUGCUCUGCAGCCCGCUGCAGCAUGGCCCCGGGGGCAGGAAGGCUCCUUGUGGGACAGCAGGUUUAGUUUGAUGCCAGUGCUCACUGUGUACGCGAUUUAUUAUGAACUUCCUACACGUGGUGAUGGGACGUGUUGUCUGUCCCUGGCUGUUUCCUUGCUAUGAUUCAGCAUCUCUCUCUCUCCAGUUUCUACAGUUUGCCGUUGUUCCUCCGUGUUGACCGGGGUGAGAGGCGGCCAGUCGCUACAGGCAAUGGUUCGUUUGUCACUCCCCCUCGUACAUGGCCCCGUGCUGGCCCUCAACCAGCAUCAGCUCAUGCCUGACCCCGUAUGCACCGUCUCCCCAGGGGUUUCUCCAGGACAAGGUUGUCUCCCCACUUGGCUGGCUGCUUCUGCCCCUUCCUCACCACUCCAGACCCCCAUCACACAUGCUGCAACCGCCCGGCCUCCCCUGUCCCUGCAGCCGAACCCCGGAGCUCCUUGGCAUUCAGGUUUCUUUGCAAUUCGUAACUGUAAAAGAAUAGAAAUGAAGCAGAGGACGUCUGGUAUUCUGAAAAUCCAUCGUGUUUAUUACUUUGACACUAAACGACUGACAAGACUAGGAAGUCCCUUGAAGUCUAACACUGAGAGUCAGCGUUGACCAAACAGGUCUCUGUUCAAAAGCUGUGCAGUAAGUUACAGCAGAAGGAGGUGCUGGGGGAGGAAAUGUGGGGCUCGAGGAGAGGCAGCGUGGAAAACACACCACAAAAACCAAAAUACAACUAGAAAGCCAAACUACCACAUAGUGAAGCUCACAUUAAACUUUAUCUCUGCUUACAGCUGAGGUUUCUACUCUAGUUUUUUACUUUUUGAGGCGGUCUAUAACAACACAUAUGACAAGGGCUGCGGGUCUAUUGGCCACGUGCUUUGGUUGUGCUGGAAAGCACGAGGCCAAAAAAGAAAAAAAUAAGUCACAUGUCCUCAGACCCCCGAGAAACGCAGCGUGAGCUGCUCCACAAGCAGGGAACGGUUCCUUUUACAUGCAUAUUUGGGGUACGUUGCCUCUAGAAAGGAGGCAAGCUUUGGUUUCAAAGCAGCAGGAUGGGCAGGCGGCCCAUCUGCAUUUGGGGAAGGUGCCCGGUUCACACCUUCGGCUCCCAAACCCUGGCUCCACCACCCUCUCUGCCACCGGCCACUUGUCCCGCCAGCCGGGCUCAGGGUGAGCGUCCCUGUCACCCACCGCAUCAGCCCGCAGCCACAGUGCCGUCCUGGGGAAAAGGAGACAAGUGGUGGGGAAGGUGGAAGAGGAAACAGCAGUUGAGUGUUUGCCUGCAAAACACAAACUGUUCAUUUUUUUCACCAGCUCUUGUUCUUAACUUUAAAAAGAAUAUAUUAACACACCACUUGUGUAGCAAGAGGCUAGGUAUGUAUGUGUCUGUGUGUGCGUGCGUGCUAAAAUGGACCUCUAAGAUAUGUUUGGACACAAGUAAAAGGCCCUCCCCUUCUCCCUAGU
Messenger RNA from Aquila chrysaetos chrysaetos, 6866 nucleotides. It is a transcript of the gene CDHR1, whose product is annotated as cadherin related family member 1. Gene Ontology annotation, biological process: homophilic cell-cell adhesion. Bases 214 to 2814 code for a protein of 866 amino acids. The record is from RefSeq and is a predicted model, not a curated record. NCBI's taxonomy places the organism in Eukaryota, Metazoa, Chordata, Aves, Accipitriformes, Accipitridae. The transcript is spliced from 18 exons. Gene Ontology annotation, cellular component: plasma membrane; catenin complex. Gene Ontology annotation, molecular function: cadherin binding; calcium ion binding.